Molecule: messenger RNA, 1178 nt
Organism: Procambarus clarkii (red swamp crayfish)
Lineage: Eukaryota; Metazoa; Arthropoda; Malacostraca; Decapoda; Cambaridae
Source: RefSeq, a predicted model, not a curated record
GACAGAUCGAAUGGGACGUGCCACAACACCUGGUGAUGGUCAAGAGGCUGCCGAACGUUCUCUCAGCCUCCGACAACGCCACCGUCACCUCCACCAUCACCCUCGUCUACAACGUAACCCAGGAGACCCUGGUCGCUGCCUCGUCACCUCCCACAGCGUAUAUGAGGCGGCCGUCCGUCGUCCCACGCCGGCCGCUCUCCUGCCUAGCUCAGAACGAUAGAUUCCUCAGCGUGGAGGAAACAGACAUUAGAAUAGAAUCAGACGUACAGGCCAAGCCAAGGAUCUGCUGGACGGAAUUUAAGCGAGAUUCCACUAGAGAAAGGUUCUACUUCAAGGCGCAGGCGGCGCCAAACUUCACCCUGGGCUGGUGGUUCAGCCCGUGUCCGAGCUUCAGCGGCGGUGACUUCGACGGGAAGCAGCUCAGUUACUACGUUGAUACCAUGGCUCAGAGGUCCUCGUACAUAGAAGGGUACCUGAUCUUCCCGGACACCACCGGAGGAGCCAAACGAGGGGACUACGAACUCAAAGUUACCAACCAGUUCGGCGCAGCCAGCCAGUCCGUGCAUUUCUCCCGGCGCCGACUCAACACCCAACCCUGCAACACCUCCAUCGGGUUCGAAAUCUUCCCCGAUGAGCGGUGGUUCCCUCAGACACCAGCGGCCUCCUCUCCGUCCCUUCUACCCCUCACGCCUUGCCUCCUACCCUCCACGACCACUGCACCAACUUCGACGACUACCACCACGACUGCUGCCAGCACCGCAACCUCUGCCAUCACCGUCGCACUGUCCGGGUCUUCCAUCGCGACAGCGAAUAUUACCUUAUCGCCUCCUGAACUGACUGUCGAGUCUUCGACUUCAGCUCUGCCUCCCUCAACUAAACUUUUUCCUCUGUCGAUAACGCUGACGAUCGGGGCGUGUGUGGUGGUCAUCGUCAUCGGAGCGAUUCUCCUGCUGCUUCGUAACCUGCGACGUGGACACACUCGCCCCCACCCGGACGCUGACCCGUGCCCCGACUCCCCCUUCCAGAUCACCUUCAUUGGGUGCCUGUGCAGAGACGAGGACUGCCAGAAGAAGAGUGACGGACUCCAGCUACAGGAGCUGAUGCCGCUUAGCGCUGACCGCCUCGUCGACAAUCCUGAGUACAUGGGAAAUGGCAAGAUUUCUCCGUCCAAACCGCAG